AGAUACACCCAUAGAUACACACAUCACAGUCCUGCAAGAAUGAAAGUUAAGAUAGAUAGAAGAAGAACAAAUAAGCACUUUCAUGAAUAAUCGAUUAUCAAUCCCGUUCUUCUUCUUCUUCUUCUUGUAACUGAUUCUCACUUCUAUAAUUGAGAAUUAGUUUAAUUAAUUAUUAUUAUUAUUAUCAUGCGCACUCUCUCAUUACCAUCACCAUGUCUAUCGUCUUCUUCUUCUUGUUCUUCUCUUCACAUCAGCAAUUCCAAUUCCACGUUCAAUAAUCGCUUAUUCGCUUUUCCAAUUUCUUCUUCUCUCUUUCUAACACCGCAUUGUUCUCUCAAACAAACCAAAAAACAACCUACUAAGAUCAGUAACACUACUCCGUCUCGGUUAAAGCGAUUGUUUAACUCCAAAGGGGAAGAUGAUAGGAAUGGUGGCGAGAAGAAUCGAAGAAGGGAAUCUAAUAAACGGGAGAAGGAUGAGGAGGAGGAGGAGGAUGGUGGGACUGCUUUGAAGGGGACAAUUUUGGCCGGUGUUUUGCUUGUUGGGUUUGUUGGGGGCUUUGCUUCUGUUGGUUAUUUUUACAGAGAACCUAUCAACUCUUUCUUGACUCAGUUCUCUGGCUUCAUUGAAGGUUAUGGUUCAGCUGGAUAUGCAUUAUUUGUAGCUGUUUAUGCUGGAUUGGAGAUCCUUGCAAUUCCUGCCAUUCCCUUAACCAUGUCAGCUGGACUUCUUUUUGGAUCUGUUACUGGCACUAUCAUAGUCUCUAUAAGUGGAACAGUGGCGGCUAGUAUUGCUUUUCUAAUUGCAAGAUAUUUUGCUCGUGAGCGUAUUCUAAAACUAGUGGAAGGAAACAAGAAGUUUCUUGCUAUUGACAAAGCAAUCGGAGAAAAUGGCUUCAAGGUUGUGACCCUGCUUCGUUUGAGUCCGUUGCUGCCAUUUUCUUUGGGGAAUUAUUUAUAUGGAUUGACAUCUGUUAAGUUUCUUCCGUAUGUAUUGGGAAGUUGGUUGGGGAUGCUCCCAGGAACAUGGGCUUAUGUUAGUGCAGGUGCUUUUGGAAGAGCAAUAAUUCAAGAAGAAUCUGAACUUAGUUCACUUGGAGGAAACAAUCAGCUACUCACCCUUGGGCUUGGACUAUUCGUCACCGCAUUAGCUGCUACAUAUGUCACGAAACUUGCAAAGGAUGCUGUCAAAGACAUUGACGACUAGACCCGGUAGAGGGUAGAGAGUAGAGGCAACCGACGAGCAUUUGCGAACGAGGGCAGGUCCAUAUGACUGGAUUGGAUUGGGGAACUGAUAUCUGAGUAAAUAAAUAUAAAGAAUGGUAGAUGAAAGAGAACCAAUAAAAAUGGUAGACCCAACAUGCCCCUUGUAAAUUACAAUAUUCUUAUUGAUGAGAAUUUGGUAGGAUCAUUUUGUUCCUUUUGCAUAGCUUCCUUAAAUUGAAACAAUGUUGCAAUUCAAGUGUUAGUGGUGGUUAGUCUCAUGUUGUUAGAAAUAAUGGAAUUCAACAAAUCAAGUACACAAAAAUGGGCAAGGAAAGUAUGAGAAAACUGUCAGUACUCAUGUAUUAAAUUUCUCAAUAUAAAUUGUUUUUAAUUUA
Messenger RNA from Vicia villosa (hairy vetch), 1600 nucleotides. RefSeq lists its product as uncharacterized. The transcript has 7 exons. NCBI's taxonomy places the organism in Eukaryota, Viridiplantae, Streptophyta, Magnoliopsida, Fabales, Fabaceae. Bases 187 to 1206 code for a protein of 339 amino acids. The record is from RefSeq and is a predicted model, not a curated record.